Molecule: messenger RNA, 186 nt
Organism: Helobdella robusta
Lineage: Eukaryota; Metazoa; Annelida; Clitellata; Rhynchobdellida; Glossiphoniidae
Exons: 2
Biological process (GO): regulation of transcription by RNA polymerase II; canonical Wnt signaling pathway
Cellular component (GO): beta-catenin-TCF complex
Molecular function (GO): DNA-binding transcription factor activity, RNA polymerase II-specific; RNA polymerase II cis-regulatory region sequence-specific DNA binding
Source: RefSeq, a predicted model, not a curated record
CAUAUUAAGAAACCGUUGAAUGCGUUCAUGCUCUUUAUGAAAGAGAUGCGACAGAAAGUUAUCGACGAAUGUACCCUCAAAGAAUCAGCAGCCAUCAAUCAAAUUCUCGGACGCAAGUGGCAUUCCUUAAACAGAGCUGAGCAAACGAAGUAUUACGAUAUGGCGAAGCGUGAAAAAGAACUUCAC